Messenger RNA from Paralichthys olivaceus (Japanese flounder), 4534 nucleotides. The record is from RefSeq and is a predicted model, not a curated record. Lineage: Eukaryota; Metazoa; Chordata; Actinopteri; Pleuronectiformes; Paralichthyidae.
GUUAAAGGGAAGUCAGUUCCGCUGUGGUUGUUACUUCAUGGUUGUGAUUCCUCUCGGUAGGUGAACUCCUGUAGCUUCAGUCCGGAGCAGCUUAGUGUUGAAGCUGUGCUCUGGGCAGCCUGGCUGCCUCCCUGCCUCCAGAUGAAUGAAGAACGCUCCGGGACACAGAGACACAGCUGAUACAGGGCAUGAAGGUGUUUCUGCAAAUAUGAUGAAGAAGAAGAAUCCUCACAAGAAACAUAAGAGCAGUCUGGGUCCGACCACCAAAGUUCUGUCGCAGCCUCGACGCAACAUCGUCGGCUGCAGGAUCCAACACGUGUGGAAGGAGGGAGGAGGUCAUGUGGUCUGGAAAGGAACGGUGCUGGACCAGGUGCCAGUGAACCCGUCUCUCUACCUGAUCAAGUACGAUGGUUUCGACUGCGUUUAUGGUCUGGAGCUUCAUAAGGACGAGAGGGUCCAGGGGCUGGAGGUGCUCCCUGACCGACUGGCUAAAUCCCGUCUGACAGACGUCAGCCUGGCAGACGCCAUGAUAGGGAAAGCGGUGGAGCACAUGUUUGAGACAGAGGAGGGUCCGAAGGAGGAGUGGCGGGGGAUGGUUCUGGCCCGAGCUCCCAUCAUGACCACCUGGUUCUACAUCACCUACGAGAAGGACCCCGUCCUCUACAUGUAUCAGCUGCUGGACGAUUAUAAAGAAGGAGAUCUCCGCAUCAUGCCCGACUCCAACGACAGCGUCCCGACGGAGAGGGAACCCGGGGAGGUGGUGGACAGCCUGGUGGGUAAACAGGUCGAGUACGCCAAAGAAGAUGGCGGCAAGCGAACCGGCAUGGUCAUUCACCAGGUGGAGGCCAAACCCUCCGUGUACUUCAUCAAGUUUGACGACGACUUUCUCAUUUACGUCUACGACCUGGUCAAAACUUCGUAAAAACGUGACGUGGACGUCCUGAGCUCCUCCGGAAACAAAACAGUUUGAAACACCUGAGACGUCCAAUCCAGUGUUUGACCAUCAAACACAAAAAUAAAAAACUUGCUGCAGAAGAACACAGGACAGAUGCUCAGUGAAGAUGAUUCUUCAUCUGCGACCUUCUUUGACUCUUAAAAUAAAGAAAUAAAUUGGCCGUGGAUUUACGUUACUUUUACAAAGUCUUAAACUUUCAGACGCCUUUUGACAGAAGGAAAUUUGUCCGGAAAUUCAGUUUAUAUGCAGUAUUUCAGUCGAGGACGAGGGAGACAACUUCAAAUCUAUUUCAUCCCCAGGACGUGUUCACACCUGAAGAAACCAAACCUUAAAAGAAUCACUUUUAGUGUCUGGUUUCCUCCAGUGAGCUGCUGCAGAGGAACAGCUUUGGCCUUGGUGACGUGUGAUUCAACUAAUGAUCAGAACACAUGGAAGAGUUUGAGUCUGUGCUGAACAAAGAAACAAGUCGAUCUCUGGAGAAAUGUCUCGAGCUGCAGAAAAGAAAACAGGAACAUGUUUCCUCCAUCGUGGCUCCAGAAACACGAGCAGACUCCCAGCGAGGGAGAAAAGUCUGGAGGUGAAAGAAAGAAAAACGAGAAGGAGGCGAAUUCUUGGUCCAUGAAACAAAAAGUCAAAAUCAGCGGAGAACGAGCUUCUGUUUGUGUUCGGACAUUUUAAGACAGAAGCAAACGAUCCAACCGAGCGUCGUGGAUGAUUUCUAAAAUCUCAUCGCAUCCAGGAAGAACAGAAACUGGACUGAAGACCAGUUCUGUCAUGAGAAGAAAUAAAAACCAGAAAAAUACUCACGUUGAGUCAAAACGACUGAGUAAUAAUUAAAAUAAUUAAAAUAAGUAAUUAACAAUAAACCAUCGUUAACCAACCCGGACGCUCUCUGAAAGAAGAGUCAGUGAAAAGAUGGAAAACAAAUAUUUCCACUGGAGUUUGACCUGAGUGGGAUUCUAUAGUUUUUCUAUUGUACAGAGCUUCAUCACAUAUCGUGCUUCUUCUCCAGGCUCCAUUUCACCGACAUGAUGAAGGUCAGCAGAUCCUCCUCUGAUCUGCCGACACGGAACUUUUCUUUCUGCUUUCAUCUUCGCCAAAACUCUGUCGUGAAGUCGUUUGAUGUUAAAGACGAUCGGACUUUCUUGUGAUUUCACUGAAGCCUUUGGAUUGUGUUGUCUUUUUCUAAAUCGUCGGUGAACGCCUGAAAAGGAUGGAGAGACAAAAACCGAAACUUUGGCCGACGCCUCGUCUGUCCUCCGUUUGUUUCAGCGUUUGGAUAAAUCUGCAUUUCGGUGGGUUCCUCUUCGUCUGACGUCCGAACGGAUCUCAGGAGCUGAGAACGCGGUUCAAUGCACUUUAAUAGAACUUUGCCCGGACAGUUCACGACUGUGUUGGACUUUUGAUGUCGCUGGAAUUUACCAGAAAAACUUAUCUGCUGUUAAGUUUUCAGUUUCGAAGCCUGUGAUGCAGUUUGCUACGUGUCGGUCGAAAAGAGAAUAUUACUGAAACAAAAGAAUCAGAUUGUUUUGACCUUGUGAGCAGAUCCAACCACCUCCCGCUCGUCAGACGUCGGAGAAGAGCGAGUCUGUUCCGCAGCACGUCAGAGGAAACAGUCGCUCGUGUUUCCUAAAUGAAGAGAUUAAGAUGAAGUGAAGGUUUAAAUGUACUUUUUAUUUUGGUUUACUCAAGACUCAAGGUUUUUCAUAAACGUGUCCUGUUCUGAUUUUUGAACUGAGCAGAACGUGAGAGUCUAGUUUUGACUGGACAGCGUUUGUUCAAAUCAGAAAUCAAGUUUCCAUUUUUUGGGUCGGCCGGCUGCACAUUUAAAAAUAAAACUUUAUCAACGGGAGCUGAUUACCCCCGAAACAUUUUUACAUUAGAAUAAAAACGACACCAGUAAAGACCAGUGACUGUAAAUAAAGAUGGACGACACGUCUCCAGGAUACGAACGCUGCCAUCUUGUACUGGUGACGUUAUUUGAAGGUCCCGUCCAUACAACUGCUCGACCAAUCAGUAGGCAGGCUCAGCUGUCAAUCACAUGGUUUUAAUUAGUUAUUUGAUGAUAUUAAGGCUGAGACCGACUUCUGAUUGGUCGAGUGCAUGUAUGGGCGGGACCUUUAUACUACAGCUCUACUUCCUGAUCACUUCAAGAUGGCCGCGGUGGCAUCCAGGAGAUUUUGGCUUCAUUUCCAUCUUUAUUCACACUCGAUGUUUUCAACCAAUCAGACGCCUCAGAACAGCUGUUCCUGUAAAGCCUUCAGUCUUCGUGCUUCCUGUGAUGUAGUUAGUUGCUGAGGCAGAUUCCAGCUCUUAUUAUAACCGCACUAAAAAAAAGACGGACUCUCUGAGAUCUGUCGGUUUCUGCACUUGCGUCUGUUUUUCCUUUCAAGAGAAUUUUGACUGUGAUCAUCUCAACAGGUUCGAUUCUCAGCGACAAGUCGCUACGAAGCCUCGACUCACAGCGAGGUUACGUCCGGUUCAUUUUACUGUUCAAACUCAAAACGGUUAUUGUUGUUGAUGUGGGAACGACCUCGGCCUUCUGUCGUCCUUCUGCCUUGUACUGUUUGUUUUUGUAUGUUUUAAAAUGUAUGUUAAUAAUUUUUAAUGUUAAUGGGAAACCUGACGUGCUGCGUUUUCUUUCCACCGGCGUCACAAGUUUUUCUUCUGCUCGGUUGACAUCAGAAAGCAGGAGGCGUUAGUGCUCUGCUCAAAGGCACUGGGGCAGCAUGCAGCGGUUGUGUAUGGAGAUAAACAAAGCUCGUCCUGCUUCUCUGAACCUUGGAGACGUGCAGAGACACGACUGCUGCACAAAGACUGUUUGACAUUUUAAAGGAGACACAGUUAAAAUAAUCUUGUCUCUCAUCAGACUGAAAAUUAAAACUAGAGUGAACGAUGUGAGGAGUCUCAGGAUGAGUCUGCAGGAACAUUUCUCACUUUUAUAAACUUUAAAAUAUAUAAUAACCUUCACAUCAUAAUUAACUUCUGGUCUGUUUUAAAUCAAGUGUUUUUAUUAUGAACUCUGGUGACAGACCUGUUGUCCUGGACGCUCGAGUGUAAGACUGACACUUUACAGGAAAGACAAAGAACAUAACGUCCACGGGUGUAGUUACAGUGGGACUUUAAUGCCUCAGCACAAAACAAAUGAAAUGAGAGACAAAUAAAUAAUCUUAAGUAAAAGCAGGAAGCUUUAAACAGUGAGCAGUGGAAGAGACGGAGCAGAAACCACAGACGUGAUAAAGAUCUCAACUGUGACUCAGCUGUGACUUUGGUUCACACACAAACGUCUGGAACUUGUUUCUCUUUUCAUCUUUACGUUGAUGUUUUCAUCGUCGUCCUCAGAGUCAGAUGAACUCUUCACCUCUUUCCUGCAACUUAUAAUUUAUCCACCACCUCUCUAUCUCUUAUGUUUCUCUCCAUGUCAAUAAGCAAAUUAAAAUGUAAACCAGAAACGUUCUUACUCCUGAUGGAACCAGGCAAACAGCUCCCCCUGCCUGCAGUCGUCUGUAAUACAUGACGCUAAAUACAUCCAGGUCCAAUUCCGUCUCGUCUGAAUUCAACCAAAAUGUCACUGUUCUU